Molecule: messenger RNA, 4677 nt
Organism: Pogoniulus pusillus (Red-fronted tinkerbird)
Lineage: Eukaryota; Metazoa; Chordata; Aves; Piciformes; Lybiidae
Gene: GALNT2
Product: polypeptide N-acetylgalactosaminyltransferase 2
Exons: 16
Coding region: 69-1784 (571 amino acids)
Biological process (GO): protein O-linked glycosylation
Cellular component (GO): Golgi apparatus
Molecular function (GO): polypeptide N-acetylgalactosaminyltransferase activity
Source: RefSeq, a predicted model, not a curated record
GGCAGGAGUGGAGGCGGCGGCUGCUGCUGGCCGUUUCCUGGUGGCCUGGCAGCGGCGCGGGAGGGAGGAUGCGGCGUAGAUCUCGGCUGCUCCUGUGCUUCGCCUUCCUCUGGGUGUUGGGCAUCGCCUACUACAUGUAUUCGGGCGGCAGCGCUGCGCUGGCUGGUGGCGGCGGUGGCAGCAGCAGCGGGAGGAAGGAGGACCCAAAUGAUAUUGACCCCAAAAGAAAAGACCUGCAUGGCAGUGAUGGGGAGGACAAAUCACAAAAUGUGGAGACACUACCUCCAGGCAAAGUUCGGUGGCAAGACUUUGAUCAAGAUGCUUAUGUUGGCGCUACAAUGGUGCGAUCUGGUCAGGAUCCCUAUGCCCGCAAUAAAUUCAAUCAGGUAGAAAGUGACAAACUGCGAAUGGACCGAAGCAUUCCUGACACUAGGCAUGAUCAGUGUCAGCGGAAACAAUGGCGGAUAGAUUUGCCAGCCACUAGUGUGGUGAUCACCUUUCAUAAUGAAGCAAGAUCUGCUUUGCUUCGAACUGUUAUCAGUGUCCUUAAAAAAAGCCCACCACAUCUUAUUAAGGAAAUCAUACUGGUGGAUGACUACAGUAAUGAUCCUGAGGAUGGUGCUCUCUUGGGGAAAAUUGAGAAGGUGCGGGUUCUUCGAAAUGAUCACCGAGAAGGCUUGAUGCGUUCCCGUGUCAGAGGAGCAGAUGCAGCACAAGCCAAAGUGCUGACCUUCCUGGACAGUCACUGUGAAUGUAAUGAACACUGGCUGGAACCACUUUUGGAAAGAGUAGCUGAGGACAAGACCAGAGUUGUGUCUCCUAUUAUUGAUGUAAUUAAUAUGGACAACUUCCAGUAUGUGGGGGCGUCAGCUGAUUUAAAAGGCGGCUUUGAUUGGAACCUAGUAUUCAAGUGGGACUACAUGACACCAGAGCAAAGAAGAGCACGGCAAGGAAAUCCAGUUGCUCCCAUAAAGACACCCAUGAUAGCUGGUGGACUGUUUGUGAUGGACAAAUCCUAUUUUGAAGAACUGGGAAAGUAUGAUAUGAUGAUGGAUGUUUGGGGUGGAGAAAACUUAGAGAUCUCGUUCAGAGUGUGGCAGUGUGGUGGGAGCCUGGAAAUCAUCCCUUGCAGCAGAGUGGGUCAUGUAUUCCGCAAGCAGCAUCCUUACACAUUUCCUGGUGGGAGUGGUACUGUGUUUGCAAGAAAUACACGCAGGGCAGCAGAAGUCUGGAUGGAUGAGUAUAAAAACUUCUAUUACGCAGCAGUGCCUUCAGCCAGGAAUGUACCUUAUGGCAAUAUUCAGAGCCGAAUGGAACUCAGAAGGAGACUUAGCUGCAAACCCUUCAAGUGGUAUCUUGAAAAUGUUUAUCCUGAGUUACGGGUGCCUGAUCAUCAAGAUAUAGCUUUUGGGGCUUUGCAGCAGGGUAGCAAUUGCCUUGACACAUUGGGCCAUUUUGCAGAUGGUGUUGUUGGAGUUUAUGAAUGUCACAACGCAGGGGGAAACCAGGAAUGGGCCUUAACAAAGGACAAGUCAGUCAAACACAUGGAUUUGUGCCUUACUGUUGUGGACAGAGCGCCUGGUUCACUUAUAAAACUUCAGGGCUGUAGGGAAAAUGACAGCAGACAGAAAUGGGAGCAAAUUGAAAGCAACUCUAAACUGAGGCAUGUUGGCAGCAACCUCUGUCUGGACAGCCGAAAUGCCAAAAACGGUGGUCUCACCGUGGAGAUCUGCGGUCCUUCUUUGUCACAACAGUGGAAAUUCACACUCAAUCUGCAGCAGUAGAAGGACUCUCAUGCAUAAAGCUCUUGUGAUUCAUAGACGUUGGGCAAAGUUUUGAUUGAAUUACUGAUGUAUUUCUUAAAACUUUCCACGGAACUUAUAUACCUCAGUAUUCCACCUUUAUCUGAAAGUAGGAGAGUGCUGGAGCAGACACCAGGGACCCAGGGGACUUGGAGCACUGCAAAGAUGUCACUGAACAUGACUGCAGCACAAUUCCUUCUUCAAGUGAAGGCAUCAACGGUUCCAUACUGUCUUCAGUUAUGUACUUGCACAGCAGAUAACAAACUCUAGGAACAACUGAUGCGUGAUGGAAAAAAUGGAUCUGAAGAAACACUUGUGGGGUGGGGAACAGGGCAUGGGAGGGAGGGUGGGAAAAAUUACUAGCAGAAGGUCAUAUGAAAACUCCAUUUGCUUAGAAAUUAUGGUUUGUUGUUUCCAGAAACAGAAGUUGUCAUUUUGAAGUUUUGUUUCUUUCUUUUUUUUUUUUCUUCCCUCCUAUGUGUCCUUGGUAAUUUGAAAAUGAACUUUUCUAUGAUGGACUCUAAAUAUAAAUAUAUAAAACCAUCUGUAUUGUCAGAUCCCAAUGAUUUAUAUCCAUCUUCGUCAUCCAAGAAGUGAUUUGACAGAUGCGUAGCCAGAAAUUGGAUUGAAAUGCUAAGAGAGCAAAACCUUUCUGAAGAUGUGGGUUUUGUGCUGCUGAGUACGACGUCCAUGCUCACACUGGAUGCUUUUGCUUUUGCAAACGGGAUCUACUUUUUAACACUUUGCCCUCUCUGGAGAUCAUGAAGCUCAGGAGGAGAAAGAAAACAGCAGGAUAAGCCCAUGUGUCUGCACAGGCGGUUGCUCAGAUUGGUUGUUGCGACUUGGGAAUUUGUUACAUGUGCUCUGGAUAUCCUUAAACUUGAUGCUUGGGUUGAUUUUUGCUCUGAUACUUUGUCUUUAACUUUCUUUUUCCUUCAUUACAAAAUUUUAUAAGCAGUGCAGAUCUUUGGUACAGCCAUGUACAGAUCUUCAGUUCAUCGCUGUUUCAUCUGGGCCUUAAUGAGAGAAAAGUUGUCUAUAACUCCCCUUUUCAGUUGUAGAGAUAAGAUGGUAACAUCACUGUUGGCAGCACAAGAUCUGAGUUUUAAUUUGCAAGGAUGAGCAGCUCUGUAAUAUCUCUGAAUUGCACUUGCUAAAUUUAGAGGUCUGGUAAUUGGGGAAUAUUCUUCCAUGUUGUUUCUUCAAAUGGAGCUUUGCAAUGGAUUCAGGCUUGGCUCUGGGAAUCAGCCUGGAUACCAGCAGACCUACGUGGUUUUACCCACAGAACCCAUGCAUUUUGCAGCUUCAGUCCAGCUGAUGUUAUUUUUGUAUUAAAAUAAUAAUACUGUCAAAGUCAACCCAAACUUUGACCUGUCCUUUAUUAUGUUUGCAAAGAUGAUGUAAUUUUUUUAUUAAGAGCAAAUGCUUCAACGGGCUUUUGAAAUUAAAAGGGAAGGCAAAGAAGUGCUAAUAAGCUAGACAGCCUUGACAGAAAUCAGUGGCAGACAUGGGAUGCCAGGAAGUGGGUUUGGUAAGAUGGUGGAUUUCAGAAACAUGUGGGGGUUGAUCAUAAGGAAAUUAAAAUCUUCUGCUACACUGCAGUAUGCUGGUACAGUUCCCCUCCUCCUUUGCUCCUGGGAGUAGUUCCUGGGUUUGGGGGUGGGUUUGGGUUCUUUUUUGAUUUGUGGUGUGGGUUUUUUUCAUGUUUUGGGGUUUUUUUGUGGGGAGUUUUUUUGGCAUGGGUAGGUGGUUUGGGUUGUUUUUCAGUUUCCUUUUGGCUGCAUCUGUAUGUUAGGUGCAGAGGUGGUACUCUUCUGGGCAAAAUGGCUUCAGCUGUGCCAAUCAGUGUGCCCAUAAAUACUUAGUGCAUCUGAAGUUAUGACUUGCAAGUACCUGCAUACCUUUUCAAAGGGGGCAUUAAAUCCUGUUUCUGCCAUUCAUCAACUGACUUUAUUUAUUAAUAAAUAAUAGUUGGGCUUUUUCCCUUGCUUCUUCACAAUCCACUUCCUCCAAAACUUCUGUUUCAGAGGCCAUAGAGUGGAUAAAGUAUUCUUCACCUUUCAGUCUUUCGCUAUCUGUAGCCUGUUAAGCUAGCUGAGAACUUGAAGAAUGUGGUUCAUAAAGAUGGUAGAUUUCUUCAUAUCCUGGAAAAAUAAAUGCUGUCAUAUGGGCUCAGCAGCAUGUCCAUUGGUUGAGGUUUUGAAAAGCAUACUUUGAAAGAAAAAAAAAAACCCUAACCACUCAGCUUCUGCCAUGGAGGUAUUUCUAUUUGCAACAUCUGUUACAGUGAGGGUAGCACAGACUGCAGUCAGCAGUUGCAGCUCUGGGUGAGUAUCAGCCUACUUCUUGUCUCUCAAUCAGAAUUGAGAGUAAAAAAAGGGUAUUCUGUCUCUUUAAGUCUUUCAUGUCAACUGCUAGCAUAUGAAAUAGGAAUGUUGUCACUGAUCCCCUUUGCAUGCUGUGCAUAGGGGGUUUGACAUAGGAGCUGUACCUUGUUUUUCCUUGAAAGAACAGCCAAGAAGUGGUAUCCAUUGGUUAAGUUUACAUGAGGGUGUGCCAAAGUUACUUACUGUGAUGUUGAGGGGGUUUUCAUGUGGAAAUGCACCCAGCUGAAAGAAAAAAUAAGAGCCCUUGAAGCAAAUUGCAGUGGAGUCUCCUGAGAACUUUUCUUACUGUCUUCGAAGCCAGAACGGUGUUGUCAUUUGUUUUGCAGAUUUUCAAAGCAUAGUUUGGAAACUGUUUUAUCAGUUGGUUUGAAAAGUCUGCUGUACAGAGCUUGUACUAUGUUCAUUUUAUAGAUGGAAACCAUCCUUGAAAAAAAAACAAACCCAAAACCUGUUUUAACUUAAAUAAAGAAGAAUGCUUUAUAGAUAAA